AUGCCCGCUGGCCUGGGCGUCCUCCUCCCGCGCGACUUCCUCGAGCGGCAGCCGGAGCGCUGGAAAAAGUCGCAGCGCAAGCGCGGCGCGCUCCGCCAGCUCGCACGCAUCAACCAGCGGCGCGAGAGGCUGGAGGCCAAGGCGAUCCGGAACGCGGAGCGCGACGCGGCGCGGCAGCUCGCGAGCCGCGAGGAGGCGGUGGCGGCUGCGGGCGGCCGGCCCGCCGGGCCGCCCCCCUCGCACUGCACUCCCUUUGGGCCGCAGCGCAGCGGCCUCUGGGCAGCCGAGCUGCAGCCAAACCAGCCGCUCGUGCUCGCGCUGCCCGAGGGCGUGCGGCUGCGGCUGCUGCGAGCCUCAUUCGCGGGGCCGGCCCCGUCCUCGUCGCAGACCACGCUGCGCUGCCGCGUCCCAUCCAGCACCCACGUGGCCACGCUCUGCGUGCUCCGCGGUGGCGGAGGCGGCGGCGGCGGUGGCGAUGGCGGUGGCGAUGGGUGCGGCGCGGUGGCGGCGGAGUCCGGCUCGCGGCCACUGCGCGCCGAGUUCAGCUUCUCGGACGACCGCGUCGCUCUCGCCGCGGAGGGUGCCUCCGUCGUCCACUUGCUCGGCAGCUACUCGUUCACCUCGCAGAGGGCGGCCGAGGCGGCAGCCGCCGGGACGGCACCGGCGGCGGGCGAGGCGGCGGGCGCUGCGCGGGGUGGGACGCAAAAGGGCCAGUCCUCGCGGGCACAGAAGCCAGACGACGCCGCCGCACGCGAGCGCGCUUGCGCGAGCGCGGCGGGUGGUGGCGGCGGCGGCGGCGGCGAGGGCGGCGGAGGCGGAGAGGGAGGCGGAGGCGGAGGCGGAGGCAGAGGCGGAGGCGGAGGCGGAGGCGGCGGGGCAGACGCGGGCGGCGGCCAGGGCGGCGGCCAGGGCGGCGGCCAGGGCGGCGGCCUGAUGGAGCUCUCUAGCGGCCUGCGGUACACAGACACCGUGGUCGGCAGGGGGCGUGCUGCGGCGCGCGGAGACCGGCUCGGCAAGCCCUCGCGCCAGGAGAGGGCUGGGCCUGGCUGGGCGGGCGGUGUCAAGUUCGAGGGGAUGGCGUCGCACGGGCCCGGGGACUGGCGCGUCUUUGACGACAACAAGGGGAGGCAGCUCCACUUCACGCUCGGGCGCGGGGAGGUGCUGGCCGGCUGGGACGCGGGCCUGCUCGGCAUGCGCUGCGGCGGCACGCGCAGGCUCAUCGUCCCGCCCUCGCUCGGCUACGGCGCGCGCGGCGCCGGCCCGGUGCGCCUCCUCAACGUGCAGCCCGACCUGACGCAGCACUGA
Emiliania huxleyi CCMP1516 is the source of this 1305-nucleotide messenger RNA. RefSeq lists its product as hypothetical. The record is from RefSeq and is a predicted model, not a curated record. The transcript is spliced from 4 exons. Bases 1 to 1305 code for a protein of 434 amino acids. Lineage: Eukaryota; Haptophyta; Isochrysidales; Noelaerhabdaceae. Gene Ontology annotation, molecular function: peptidyl-prolyl cis-trans isomerase activity.